Camellia sinensis is the source of this 1806-nucleotide messenger RNA. Lineage: Eukaryota; Viridiplantae; Streptophyta; Magnoliopsida; Ericales; Theaceae. The record is from RefSeq and is a predicted model, not a curated record.
AUGGGUUUCCCCCCUAAUAUUAUCCUUUGGAUAAAAGCUUGCAUGACUAGUCCCACUUACUCCAUUUGCAUUAAUGGGAGCCUGCAUGGUUAUUUUAGGGGGGAGAGAGGUUUGAGGAAAGGUGACCCUAUGUCCCCUUAUCUCUUUGUUAUUGUUAUGGAAAUUCUCUCUAGAAUUUUGGCUGAGAAGGCUUCUCACCCUGAUUUCAAAUUCCAUUGGAGAUGUGAAGAAACUAAGAUUGUUAAUUUAUGCUUUGCUGAUGAUCUGAUGAUAUUUUGUAAAGGGGAUGUGUCUACUGUUCAGUCCAUUAAAUUGGGAUUAGAAGAGUUUAAGAGUUUGUCUGGGCUGUCUCCUAGCCCUAAUAAGAGUCACAUCUUCUUUUCUGGCUGUGAUGUGCAGUUAAGAAAUGAGAUCCUUGGGGUUUGCAAUUUUAGUGAGGGCAAGUUACCUGUGAGAUACUUGGGGGUUCCUCUAGUUUCCACUAAACUUAAGGCCAUUGACUGUGACCAACUGGUGGAGAGAAUUACAAAAAGGGUUAAGAGCUGGACUAAUAAGUGCCUCACUUAUGCUGGUAGAGCUCAGUUGAUCCAAUCUGUUCUAUUCUCUAUGCAAGUUUACUGGACCUUUUUAUUCAUCCUUCCAAAGAAGGUCAUUAGAUCUAUAGAGGGUUUAUUUAGAGCUUUCUUUUGGUCUGGGUGUGAGCUAAAAAAACAUGGGGCUAAGGUUUCUUGGCAUAGAAUCUGCUCUCCUAAGGAGGAAGGGGGGCUGGGUUUUAAGUCCCUCACUGUGUGGAAUAAGGCUGCCAUUGCUAAACAUGUCUGGUUCCUCUUCUCUAGGGGAGAGCAGUCAAUGUGGUGUAUUUGGGUUAAGUCUUAUAUUCUGAAAGGUAAGAGUUUUUGGAGAGUUAGGGUGCCAAAUGACCCUUCUUGGGUUUGGAGGAAGAUCCUCUCUCUUAGACCUAUCAUCUACCCUCUACUCAAACAUAGGGUGGCAAAUGGAUCUACGGUUUUUUUGUGGUUUGAUAAUUGGCACCCUAUGGGUUCUUUGUGGGACAAAUUUGGUGGUAGAAUUGUGUAUGAUUCUGCUCUUAGUAUAGAUGCUAAGGUUAGUGAGAUUGUGGAGGGAUCUGAUGAUGUUAGUUGGUGUCCUGCUUCCAAUAGCCAAUUCACUAUCCAAUCUACUUGGCACUAUUUGAGAAAACAUUUUGAUCCUGUGAAUUGGUCUACUCUCCUUUGGGGCCCUUAUAAUAACCCGAAGCAUCAUUGUGAGGACCACAAUCACCUUUUCUUUGAGUGUCCAUUCUCGGAAAGGGUGUGGUCUUGCAUUAAAGGUCGAAUAAAUGUGCACUGGCCCUCUAUACCUUGGGAUGAUUUGGUCCAGCUCAUUGCUCAAUCUGUGAAAGGCAAAUCUCUUGGGGCUAUUAUCACUAAGCUUGCUUUUACAUGUACUGUCUACCAGUUGUGGAUUGCAAGGAAUAACAGAGUGUUUAGCAAGGAUAUGGUCCCGGAAGAGGUAGUUAUAAAGGGUAUUGUGGAUAUGGUAAGGUACCUGGAUGGCUGGUACAAGGAGCAUUAUUUUCCGAGUGAUGUGAGUUUAUAUAAUUGUGGGUUGAGUGUAGUGAGCAUAUAUAUGUGUGGGUCUACUACAAUGUCUAGAUACUGUUCGGGUUGCAUGGGAUGGCAGCAAACUGGUUAUGAGGAUGUUGCGGUCUGGAGAUUGGUUGAUUUGGUAAACAGUUCUGAUUCAUUGUCUGGAGCAGGCUGGUUUUGUGCAGAUGCAAGCAAGAGCAUCUUUGGUCUACUAUGA